This is a messenger RNA of Penicillium brevicompactum, 1491 nucleotides long. RefSeq names its product oxidoreductase, short-chain dehydrogenase/reductase family. Lineage: Eukaryota; Fungi; Ascomycota; Eurotiomycetes; Eurotiales; Aspergillaceae. The record is from RefSeq and is a predicted model, not a curated record. The coding region runs from base 1 to 1491 and encodes 496 amino acids. The transcript is spliced from 3 exons.
AUGAAUAGCCUCAUGUAUUCCGCCACCGAUGAGGUGUGGCAGGGUGAGCUGCUGGACAGCCCCCUCUGCCAGAAGUGUUUGGAGCUCCAUGAUCAUGCAUGUUCUCCUCUCUCUAAACCCCUUCCGGCCGACGCUAUGUCCCUCCCCCCUCGAUCCAUCAAAUCCGGUAUCACGGGGGCCCUCUCCCUCCAUGACUACCGCAAAUUCCUCUCCAAAUCUGCAGACCGCAUAGAUGAUCCCGUCGAUCAUGCAGGAAGGAAAUUGAAGCGAAAGACGGCGGCGUUACAUUUGAAUCGCCCACCCGCACUCAAUAUCUCUUAUCCUAACUCCGUCUCUUCGGCCUCGAGUCCUCCGCCGCUGUCCCCCUCGUAUUCGCACAGCAUCAUCUCCCAGCGGAGUGAAGAGCCUGAGAUUGGAGAAGCUCAUCCUGUUCACUAUCAGUCUCCCAGCCCACGAGUAACUCUUGUUUCAGACAACGGCACUCGUACAAGACCCAACAGGAAGCGUUUGAACACUUUCCGGGAGAAGUUCCAGCAGAACAAGGCACAAGCUCAAGCCGAGGCCGAAGUCGAAGCUCGCAAGGCCGAGCCAGACUCCAUGCUAGCCAGCACACAGGCCGUUGCCACCGUCUCACACGGUGGCGCUUGCUUUGAGAUUUUGAAUCCGCGCAAGUCGCUGGAUCUCGCACGCAUCGUCUCAUACAUAGAAGACGUCGACAGCUGCUCCAUACUCUCCGACCAAGAAUCCACUUUCCCCCUCGACCAGGGACUGGACCGGGUGUCCAUUUCCCAAUACACAGAUGCAUCGCUGCCAUCCUUCUACUCAGCAAACUCUCUUUACACCUCCCUAGACCAGUCAACACCCAAGGGCCAAGAGUUCCCCUCACCAUCACCUGGGAACCACGGCCGCGUCCACUCUCUAUCAGAAUACUCCCUCAACGAAGGCUUCAACUACUGGAGCCGCCCUGUACAAAACAAUAGCGAAAACGACCGCCACGAUGACCCCCAAACAGCAAUGACCUCCAUACGGGAAGAGUCCGUUCCCCCAGCCCUCUCAGAUUCCCACACCCACUCCCGCCGCCCCUCUACACCAUCCACCCAAGACUUCUACUCCGAAAGCGAAAUCGGCGAGCCGGGCUCCCCAGUCUACGCAAACGGCGAAUGGGCCCAAGUCGACGAGCGCGAUCGAGGCAUCUUCUACGAACUCGAAGAGUUUGACCAACCCGAAUACCAUCACGACAGAGACUCCGAACCCUCACCUCAUGAGUCUCUCGAUACCGAUACUCCCCUCCACUCACCCAUCACCCCCCUCUCGCCUUUCGAUUUGAAAUACGAUCCCUAUGACCCUAUCUACUUCGAUCCUCAUGUGCAGUCUGUUCUUGCGGCUGCGAAUGCUGAGAAUAUGGGUCUGAGGGGCACUCGUCAGCUUGACGGGAGAGACUUCCAGAGACGGAAGAGUGAUGAGCGGAAAGCUGGGGGAGGAAGGGGUUGA